This is a messenger RNA of Glycine soja, 1206 nucleotides long. RefSeq names its product EPIDERMAL PATTERNING FACTOR-like protein 2. The transcript is spliced from 3 exons. The coding region runs from base 657 to 1046 and encodes 129 amino acids. Lineage: Eukaryota; Viridiplantae; Streptophyta; Magnoliopsida; Fabales; Fabaceae. Gene Ontology annotation, biological process: stomatal complex development; guard cell differentiation. The record is from RefSeq and is a predicted model, not a curated record.
UCCACAAGUUGUCAUUGUCUAUAGUAGAUUCCUACCCUCCUUGGGAAAUAUUACAAGACAGGGUUUUGCGUGUUCAAAGUUCAAACAGAGAAAACCAAUGAAGUCUUCACACCCAUUCCCAACCUGUGAAGCUUAAUUGGUUAUCUGUUUUGGUUUUUCUCUUGUAUUUUGGUAUUCGUAAGUUUGCUGUGUGGUAAGAGAGGGCAUGGCCAUUACUCCAAGCCAGUAUAUGCCCCCCUCAGUUCCAUACGAUACAACUUGGAGUUUUGAGGCUCAGUAAACGAGGUCCUUUGCAUUGCCCUCUCCAACAUCUAUAAUACACCUUUCCUUUUGCAGUGCAUAUGUUUAUCAAUUGAUGGGGAAAUAAUAAGGGUAAAAGGGCUGAGUGAGUGACUGAUCUGUCUUUGUAUUAUAGGGGUGGCAUUCAAUAUCUGACCCACAUUUAGGACACCUUUUUCAGAAUUUUCAGUUGCACUGCUUUCUUUCACUCCACUGCCACAUAUCCCUCUCCUUUCUCUCUCUCUCUCUCUUUUUCACACACACAAACGCAUAGACACUACUGUUCUUUUCCACCUUCAUUUAUCUUGUAUCAAGCUUUUAGUAUUUAGUUACAAUCCUUUCUUCUGCACUAGUCUUUUUCCCCUGCUGCUGAGAAGAUGGGCAUAACUCAAGUCUGUGUCUCCUGCCACAAAUAUAGACAAAUUACCUUCAUAUGCCUUAUUCUCUUUGCUAUUGUUUUCACGACCCAAGGAAGAACAAUUUCCAGUUUUGUAGAAGUUGCCCCGAAGGAGAUGAGAAUCAUGGUGGCAAAACCUCGGAUAGGGUCUAGACCUCCAAAGUGUGAGAAAAGAUGCAGCAGUUGUGGGCACUGUGAAGCAGUUCAAGUCCCGGUGGUACCUCAAAUAUUUCAAACCCAUAGAAGGAGGCAUUAUUCAUCAGAAAGAGCAACCAAAGCUGUUACUUACUCAUCAAGAGGUGAUGACCUUUCCAAUUACAAACCAAUGAGUUGGAAAUGCAAGUGUGGGGACUACCUCUUCAAUCCAUGACCCAAUUUGGGAAUCAAAAAUUAAUUCAAAAAGUAGUGUGUGAUUUAAAUUAUCUAUAUAUUCCUCCUGACCCCUCCCACCUUGUAUAUUGUAGAUAUUUGGCAAUUAUAGUCCAUAUUUAUGUCUUCUUCUUACUUAAAUAUAACUUGUUUUUUCUUUA